This is a messenger RNA of Acinonyx jubatus (cheetah), 501 nucleotides long. RefSeq names its product galectin 2 (gene LGALS2). The coding region runs from base 68 to 460 and encodes 130 amino acids. Gene Ontology annotation, molecular function: carbohydrate binding. The record is from RefSeq and is a predicted model, not a curated record. The transcript is spliced from 4 exons. Lineage: Eukaryota; Metazoa; Chordata; Mammalia; Carnivora; Felidae.
GCUGUGAGGCGUGAUCUUGAGCGCAGACCUCCAGGAGUCACCAGGAGCCGCACCGGGAGCUGCCACCAUGUCGGGAAAUUUUGAGAUCGUGAACAUGGACAUGAAGUUGGGCUCAACCCUGAAGAUCAAGGGCAAGAUCGCCAGUGACGCCGUUGGAUUUGCCCUUAAUCUGGGCCAGGGGUCAUCUAAAGUGGACCUGCAUUUCAACCCACGCUUCCGUGAAUCUGUCAUCGUCUGUAACUCACUGGAUGGCACCUGGGGGGAGGAGCAGAAGGAUGGUCACAUGUGCUUCAGCCCAGGGUCAGAGGUCAAGUUCACCGUGACCUUUGACAAUGACGGAUUCAAAGUGAAGUUGUCAGACGGGCACCAGUUGACCUUUCCCAACAGAAUGGGCCACAGCCACCUGAGCUACCUGAGCAUACAGGGUGGGUUGAGCAUCACCUCCUUCAAGAUCGACUGAGCGGAGAGCACCUCACCGGAGGCGGAGAGCACCUCACCGGA